Aspergillus alliaceus is the source of this 333-nucleotide messenger RNA. RefSeq lists its product as uncharacterized. Bases 28 to 204 code for a protein of 58 amino acids. The record is from RefSeq and is a predicted model, not a curated record. The transcript has a single exon. NCBI's taxonomy places the organism in Eukaryota, Fungi, Ascomycota, Eurotiomycetes, Eurotiales, Aspergillaceae.
UAGAACAGCUUAGUCCUAGAGCCUCGAAUGAUGUGUGUGUAUGGUACCACCUACUACUUCUGUACUGUAUGUAUAGUCGUUCUGUACACCCUACUACCUCAUCCAUGUAUGUCCCUAGGAAAACAGACUCCAGUGAAAGAGAGAGAGUGUGUGUGUGUGAAAGUGUGUGUCAUUAUGGUCAUAGUUUACAUCUCGCAUUCCUAGAUUGACUAGUCUCAUGAUAAUCACUAAUUCUGAUCUCCAAUUCCGACGGUUAUCGAUACGCUAGUGGAAUACACACAUGCAUUCUAUCGACUAAUCACCCUACCGUGCUUAGCGCCGCACUUUCAGCGG